AUGACUGUAGCAAGUCCAUGUGGGAAAAGCCACCUGUAUGCUCCUGCUACACUAAAAAGUCCUCAUUAUCCCAGUUAUUACCCUAACUCUAUAGACUGCAAAUGGAUUAUUUCUGGCACCAAUGGAUCAAGGAUUCUGUUAACGUUUUCAUCUUUUUCGCUGGAAAGUGAUUCCCGUUGUAGUUAUGAUUAUUUGGAGGUUUAUGAUGGUGACUCCUCGUAUGCAUCAAAACUCGGGCGAUAUUGUGGAAGCCAGUUACCACGAAGUCUGACAUCAUCUGGAUCCCACCUCUUUAUUGCGUUCCACUCGGAUGGUAGUAUACGAAAAGAAGGAUUCGUUUUGAAUUUCUCAAAUAAAUUUCGUCGAAAUGCAACACAAUGCAACAGGCGAAUUGACCUUGGAUUUCUAUUGGACAGUUCUGGUAGUAUCGGGCAAACUAAUUUUGGUAAAACAAAAUCUUUUGUGAAAGAUCUUAUUACCUAUUUUAAGAUCUCGGAAAAUAACACAAGAGUAUCCGUGAUAUCAUAUGCAACAACGUCAAGAUUGCAUUUCUUCUUUUCUCAAAAAUUUGUAUCCCCACAAGAUCUUUAUACAGCAAUAGAUAACAUUUCGUACCUUGGAGGAGGAACUAACACCCACCAAGCGUUGAUGCAAGCCUAUAAAGAUAUGUUUAAUGGCAAGAAUGACGCCCAGUCUCCAGAAACAAAGAAAAUUUUGAUUGUUUUUACUGAUGGCCAAAGUCAAGGAAGUGUCGAACAACCUUCAAAAGAACUAAAAAACAUUGGUGUCGUAAUAUAUUCAAUUGGAAUUGGAACUGGAGUCGAUGUCUCGGAGCUGGAAACAAUGGCUUCUCCUGCUGCAAAAGAUCACGUGUUCUUUUUGCCCAACUUUCAGGAAUUAUCUACUUUGGAACAAAAUAUCUCGUCUUCGGCUUGCAAUGAGGAAAAUGAAUGUUACAAAUGCCAUAAGCAAGCGUCGUGUAUUAAUACCAAUGGCACACUCCACUGCUCUUGCAACAACGGUUUCACUGGAAAUGGAUCUUCAUGCACAGACGUGGAUGAAUGUCAAAAUGGAACUAACAUUUGCGAUAGUAACGCGUCGUGCAACAAUACCAUUGGCUCUUUUAACUGUGUUUGCAACAUGGGUUAUUUUGGAGAUGGAUUAACGUGUGAAGAAGUAUGCACAGAAAGGAUUGACCUCGGGUUCAUUUUGGACAGUUCUGGCAGUAUUGGGCGAUAUAAUUUUGAUACAACUAAAUCUUUUGUGAAAGAUAUUACGAACAAUUUCCAAAUAUCUCAAAAGAACACUAGAGUGUCAGUGAUAUCAUAUGCGACGUGGAACACACUACAUUUUCCAUUUUCUCGAGUGUUCAGAACCCGACAAGAUCUUUAUUCAGCAAUAGAUUACAUUCCAUACAAUGGAGGGGGAACGAACACCCAUCAGGCACUGACGAGGGCGUAUACAGAUAUGUUUAAUGCCAAAAAUGGUUCCCGUUUUUCAGGUAUAAAGAAAGUGUUAAUUGUUUUUACGGACGGCAAAAGCAGUGGACAUGUAUACCAACCAUCAAAACAACUAAAAGAUGUCGGCGUUGUAAUAUAUUCUAUUGGUAUUGGGUCAGGAAUCGAUCUGUCAGAGUUGAAAACAAUGGCUUCCCUUCCUGCAAGUGAUCAUGUGUUCCUUUUGAGCCAUUUUCAUAAACUAUCAACUUUGGAAAGGAAUAUCUCAUAUUCCGCUUGCAAUGAUGUACAUGACUGUUACGACUGCGAUAUUCAUUCGUCUUGUAUCAAAACGAACGGCUCGUUUCACUGCUUUUGCAAUAUCGGGUAUACUGGGGAUGGAAAGAAAUGUGAAGAUGUGAAUGAAUGUGAAAUUGGAAUAAACAACUGCAAUAGUAACGCGUCUUGCAACAAUACAAAUGGCUCGUUUAACUGUGUUUGCAAUAUUGGCUUUAUUGGCGAUGGAAUAACAUGUGAAGAAGUAACAAUAUGUACAGAAAGGAUCGACCUUGGAUUUAUAUUGGACAGUUCUGGCAGUAUUAGCCGUUACAGUUAUGAUAAAACGAAAUCUUUUGUGAAAGAUCUCACAAACUUUUUCACGAUUUCUCAAAACAGCACAAGAGUGUCAGUGAUGUCAUAUGCGACAUGGACCACACUACAUUUUCCCUUUUCUCGAGUAUUUGGAAGCCGACAAGAUCUUUAUUCAGCAAUAGAUAACAUUCCAUACAGUGGAGGGGGAACGAACACCCAUCUUGCGUUGUUAAGAGCAUAUACAGAUAUGUUUAUUGCCAAAAACGGUUCCCGACUCACAGGUGUAAAGAAAGUUUUGAUUAUUUUCACGGAUGGUCGGAGCAGUGGACAUGUAUACCAACCUUCCCAGCAACUCAAAAAUAUCGGUGUUGUAAUAUAUUCUAUCGGAAUUGGGUCUGGAAUCCAUUUGUCAGAGUUGAGAACGAUGGCUUCUCCUCCUGCGAAUAACCACGUGUUCCUUUUGUCCAAUUUUCACGAACUAUCAACUUUGGAAAAGAAUAUCUCACAUUCGGCUUGUAAUGAUGAUUAUGAAUGUUACCACUGCGAUAUUCAUGCAUCGUGUCUUGAAACUAAUGGCUCGUUUCACUGCUUUUGCAACGUUGGUUUUGGUGGAGAUGGAUAUUCAUGCACGGACGUGGAUGAAUGUCAAAAUGGAACUAACAUUUGCGAUAGUAACGCGUCGUGCAACAAUACCAUUGGCUCUUUUAACUGUGUUUGCAACAUGGGUUAUUUUGGAGAUGGAUUAACGUGUGAAAAGGUAUGCACAGAAAGGAUUGAUCUCGGGUUCAUUUUGGACAGUUCUGGCAGUAUUGGGCGAUAUAAUUUUGAUAUAACCAAAUCUUUUGUGAAAGAUAUUACGAACAAUUUCCAAAUAUCUCAAAAGAACACUAGAGUGUCAGUGAUAUCAUAUGCGACGUGGAACACAUUACAUUUUCGAUUUUCUCGAGUGUUCAGAACCCGACAAGAUCUUUAUUCAGCAAUAGAUUACAUUCCAUACAAUGGAGGGGGAACGAACACCCAUCAGGCACUGACGAGGGCGUAUACAGAUAUGUUUAAUGCCAAAAAUGGUUCCCGUUUUUCAGGUAUAAAGAAAGUGUUAAUUGUUUUUACGGACGGCAAAAGCAGUGGACAUGUAUACCAACCAUCAAAACAACUAAAAGAUGUCGGCGUUGUAAUAUAUUCUAUUGGCAUAGGUUCAGGAAUCGAUCUGUCAGAGUUGAAAACAAUGGCUUCCCUUCCUGCAAGUGAUCACGUAUUCCUUUUGAGCCAUUUUCAUAAACUAUCAACUUUGGAGAGGAAUAUCUCAUAUUCCGCAUGCAAUGAUGUACAUGAAUGUUACGACUGCGAUAUUCAUUCGUCUUGUAUCAAAACGAACGGCUCGUUUCACUGCUUUUGCAAUAACGGGUAUACUGGGGAUGGAAAAAAAUGUGAAGACGUGGAUGAAUGUCAAAAUGGAACUAACAUUUGCGAUAGUAACGCGUCGUGCAACAAUACCAUUGGCUCUUUUAACUGUGUUUGCAACAUGGGUUAUUUUGGAGAUGGAUUAACGUGUGAAAAGGUAUGCACAGAAAGGAUUGAUCUCGGGUUCAUUUUGGACAGUUCUGGCAGUAUUGGGCGAUAUAAUUUUGAUAUAACCAAAUCUUUUGUGAAAGAUAUUACGAACAAUUUCCAAAUAUCUCAAAAGAACACUAGAGUGUCAGUGAUAUCAUAUGCGACGUGGAACACAUUACAUUUUCGAUUUUCUCGAGUGUUCAGAACCCGACAAGAUCUUUAUUCAGCAAUAGAUUACAUUCCAUACAAUGGAGGGGGAACGAACACCCAUCAGGCACUGACGAGGGCGUAUACAGAUAUGUUUAAUGCCAAAAAUGGUUCCCGUUUUUCAGGUAUAAAGAAAGUGUUAAUUGUUUUUACGGACGGCAAAAGCAGUGGACAUGUAUACCAACCAUCAAAACAACUAAAAGAUGUCGGCGUUGUAAUAUAUUCUAUUGGCAUAGGUUCAGGAAUCGAUCUGUCAGAGUUGAAAACAAUGGCUUCUCUUCCUGCAAGUGAUCACGUAUUCCUUUUGAGCCAUUUUCAUAAACUAUCAACUUUGGAGAGGAAUAUCUCAUAUUCUGCAUGCAAUGAUGUACAUGAAUGUUACGACUGCGAUAUUCAUUCGUCUUGUAUCAAAACGAACGGCUCGUUUCACUGCUUUUGCAAUAACGGGUAUACUGGGGAUGGAAAGAAAUGUGAAGAUGUGAAUGAAUGUGAAAUUGGAAUAAACAACUGCAAUAGUAACGCGUCUUGCAACAAUACAAAUGGCUCGUUUAACUGUGUUUGCAAUAUUGGCUUUAUUGGCGAUGGAAUAACAUGUGAAAAAAUAACAAUAUGUACAGAAAGGAUUGAUCUUGGAUUUAUAUUGGACAGUUCUGGCAGUAUUAGCCGUUACAGUUAUGAUAAAACGAAAUCUUUUGUGAAAGAUCUCACAAACUUUUUCACGAUUUCUCAAAACAGCACGAGAGUAUCAGUGAUGUCAUAUGCGUCAUGGACCACACUACAUUUUCCCUUUUCUCGAGUAUUUGGAACCCGACAAGAUCUUUAUUCAGCAAUAGAUAACAUUCCAUACAGUGGAGGGGGAACGAACACCCAUCUUGCGUUGUUAAGAGCGUAUACAGAUAUGUUUAAUGCCAAAAACGGUUCCCGACUCACAGGUGUAAAGAAAGUUUUGAUCGUUUUCACGGAUGGUCAGAGCAGUGGACAUGUAUACCAACCUUCCCAGCAACUCAAGAAUAUCGGUGUUGUGAUAUAUUCUAUCGGAAUAGGGUCUGGAAUCCGUAUGUCAGAGUUGAGAACGAUGGCUUCUCCUCCUGCAAAUAACCACGUGUUCCUUUUGUCCAAUUUUCACGAACUAUCAACUUUGGAAAAGAAUAUCUCACAUUCGGCUUGCAACGAUAUUUAUGAAUGUCACCACUGCGAUAUUCAUGCAUCGUGUCAUAAUACCAAAGGCUUGUUUCGCUGCUUUUGUAACAUUGGUUACACCGGAGAUGGAUUGACAUGUACUGAUGUGAAUGAAUGUGAAAAUGGAACUAACAACUGCAAUAGUAACGCGUCUUGUAGCAACACCAUUGGCUCAUUUAGAUGUGCUUGCAACGACGGUUAUGUUGGAGAUGGAAUAACAUGUAGAAACGCAACAAUCUGCACAAAAGAGAUCGAUCUUGGGUUCGUAAUGGACAGUUCUGGCAGCAUUGGACUUGCUAAUUUUAACAAAAGCAAAUCGUUUAUAAAAGAUUUUACGGAUUAUUUCAAAAUUUCUCAAAACGAAACAAGAGUGUCGGUGAUAACGUACGCGACAUGGCCAACAUUACAUUUUGGAUUUUCUCGAAAAUUCAGAACGCGACAAGAUCUUUAUUCCGCAAUAGAUAACAUUCAAUACAUGAAUGGAGGAAGCACUUACACUGGCAGGGCUUUAACAAAAGCAUAUACAGCUAUGUUUGAUUCCCAGAAUGGUGCUCGGAUGUCAGGUAUAAAGAGAAUUUUAAUAGUUUUCACUGAUGGAAAAAGCAGUGGAAAUGUUUAUUAUCCUUCUCAACAACUGAAAAACAUGGGUGUCGUAAUAUUCUCAAUUGGAGUUGGUUCAGGAAUCGAUGUUUCAGAGCUCAAAACAAUGGCUUCCUCUCCUGCAAAAGAUCACGUGUUCCUACUCAGUAAUUUCAAUGAAUUCGUACCUUUGGCUCAAAAUAUGUCAUUUUAUGCUUGCAAUGGUAGCACCACUAACAUAAUGCCAGUCUCCACAACGCCACGUCCCACAACACCAACUCCAGGUUCAUGUGGAAAUUCUUAUCUGUAUACUCCUGGCAGACUCACAAGUCCUUUUUAUCCAUCCUAUUACCCUGGAAACACGGAUUGCAGUUGGAUUAUUUCUACUACCAAUGGAAAAAAUAUUUCACUGAAAUUUUCAUUCUUCUCGCUGGAAGGCGGUUCAAGUUGUCCAUAUGAUUAUUUGGACGUUUAUGAUGGUAAUUCUGUGUAUGCGAAAAAACUGGGGAGGUUCUGUGGGCAGCAAUUGCCAAGAAAAAUGAUAUCAUCCAGUUCAAAGUUUUUCAUCGUUUUUCAUACGGAUGGUAGUAUUCAGAAACGAGGGUUUGUUCUCAACUACACAAGCACAAUUGAUACCAAUAAAUGUUCUGGAGCUCCGUGUGGUCCCUAUGCAAACUGCACCAAAAUUAAUGGUUCGUACGUUUGUGUAUGUAAACCUGGAUAUAAAGGAAACGGAACAAUAUGUACAGAUAUUAAUGAAUGUACCGAGGGCGCACCAUGUGGUUCAAAUUCACACUGCGUAAACACUUUUGGCUCAUAUUAUUGUAAUUGUCGAACUGGAUUUAGAGGAAAUGGAAUAAACUGUACAGAUAUCAAUGAAUGCCAAUCAAAUCCCUGCAAUGUUAAAGCAAAUUGUACCAAUAUCGCUGGUUCGUAUAAUUGUACUUGCCAUGUCGGUUUUGAAGGCGACGGAUGGUGGUGUACAGACAUCGAUGAAUGCCGACAAGAUUCUUGUAAUGUAAAUGCAAAAUGUUCCAAUACUUAUGGUUCGUAUGAAUGCAAGUGCUUCGGUGGUUUUUAUGGAAAUGGGAAAAAAUGCACAGAUAUCAAUGAAUGCAAAUCAAAUCCCUGUGAUGCAAAUGCAAAUUGUGCCAAUAUCCCGGGUUCGUAUAAAUGUUCCUGUGGAUUGGGUUAUGAAGGCAACGGCUUCCAAUGUACAGAUAUCGAUGAGUGCAAUGGCCCUAAUAACUGUUCCUUGAACGCUGUCUGUCAUAAUAAAGUCGGGACGUACAAGUGUGAUUGUAUUGAUGGAUAUCACGGUGAUGGAACUCGGUGUGACGAUAUUGAUGAAUGUAAACAGAUAUGCAAUGGUGCGGGUGAAUCGUGCACCAACUAUCCUGGGGCAUACCGCUGCGAAUGUAUCAGUCCAGGCCAACAAUUUAUUAAUGACAAAUGUACUGAUAUUCAGGCAUCUGUCCAAGGUGAAUUCCGGAUAAUAAAUCGCCAAUACAUCCCUGCCUUUGAUAAUAAAAACAGCGCAGAGUAUUUUGAAUUUACUGAAAUGUUAAUUAAUGAGCUUACAAGCCUUUACACGAAGACACCGAAGCUACACUCUACCUUCCGUUCAAUAAUCAUAUUACGACUAUUUCCUGGGUCGGUUGGCCUCGAUUACCUGGCUACAUUCAGCGAUAAAAAGGGCAUAGAUGUGGAAAAUAUUCAGGAUGAGUUGGCACACUCGCUACAAGUCACACAAAAUGGAACAUUCCUUGGCAACGGUCUCAAAAUAAGCGAGAGUACGAAUAUCACUGAAGUCGAAAAACUUUUGAGAGUUCAAGAUUACGACGAAUGCAAUCCUAAAAAUAGUAUCCAUGCCCCUCCUUGUGGCAACCAUGCAACUUGUAUCAACACUAAUACAAGUUUUGAUUGUGCUUGUCAUGUUGGAUUUGCCAAAAACGGAGCCGAAUGUGCUGAUAUCGACGAGUGUUCCGAGGAUAGUAAUUCCUGCUCGGCUAAUUCUGAAUGUAAAAAUACAAUCGGGUCUUUCACAUGCUCCUGUAUUUCUGGAUACGUUCGUAGUGGAAGUAUUUGUAAAGAAACAUGGAGGGAGCUGAGUAAGGAUGAAACUAAAUGGUAUAUCUUCGCAAUAAUAAGUGUGGCUGGAAUUGUCAUCGGGCUCUCAAUUGCAUAUGUUGCGAUAUGCCUUCGUCGUCGAUAUUUGAAAAGAGAAGCUCAAUUCAAUAGUACCGAUGUUCAACAUUCAUACCACAAUUCGUUUUACGAAUUAGAUGUUGGGAAACUCGGGGACGACAACUUUUAUGAGACAGUAGGGACUGCAGGACGCGAGAGUUCUCCAACUUAUGAUGAGUUGGGCAAAGUAAGAGAUCCCGAGAAUACUUAUGAAAGUCUAAAAUAGCUUAACGCCACGAGACGAAGAAAGCAGGCAUCUUGAAAGAAUGACACUGAAAUUUUCACUGAACUUUGACACAAUUUUCUAAAAAAUUAGAUUAGCAUAUAAGUCUUAUACCUAAAAAUAUAGUUAUAAGUAGAAGUUGUUAAGGGACAUUCGCAUAAUGAUUAAUUUACACUUACAGCAACGCAUUAAAAAUUAAGCACAAUUGAAUGUAUGCUGAUCGAGAAUCAUAAAAAAUGGAAACGUUUUUCAGUUUAUAGAUAGCAGUAAAUAUGCAAUAUUCUGCACGGCAAUAACAAAACCGUAAAGGUAAUAAUUAUAACAUUAUAAGCUUUAUGUCCGAUAAUACGCGGGUAUAAUUUAUUACGGCUAAGUAUAUUUCACUGUAAUUUAUAGAGUAGAAUAAAAUAAAUAAA
Messenger RNA from Dendronephthya gigantea, 8369 nucleotides. RefSeq lists its product as uncharacterized. The record is from RefSeq and is a predicted model, not a curated record. The coding region runs from base 1 to 7956 and encodes 2651 amino acids. Gene Ontology annotation, molecular function: calcium ion binding. NCBI's taxonomy places the organism in Eukaryota, Metazoa, Cnidaria, Anthozoa, Malacalcyonacea, Nephtheidae. The transcript is spliced from 46 exons.